AUGGACAACUCCACGCUCAGUAUCGCAGCAACUAUCUAUUCUUACUAUCGAGGUACAAUGGUGUACGAACUGUUCCAACGAGCCGCGGUGCUUCCAUACCUCAACGUCCAGGAGUUGCUCCUCAACAUGAACAAUGCCACGACCAAAGUGAUCGAACUUCUCCGUAGCGUCGCGGCUCCGUCGCGUGUCGCCAUCAUCAACGUCACGACUGAGGUGACCGAACUUUUCUGUAGCGUUGCGGGUCCCUUGCGUGUCCACAUCAACAACGUUACGGCCGACGUGAUCGAACUUCUCCGCAGCGUUGUGGUACCCUGGUUCGCGGAGCGUUUCGAGGCCAUGGAAACGAUGCUUUCCACUACCUCUCUGUCACCAGAAGCAGCGUCGGUCAUUGGACUUCUCCGCGUUGCUGUGGUGCUCUGGUUCGUGUAUGAGACAUACCGCCUUGCCGAGUGGCUGCUGAAUGAGAUCUCCGCCCUCGUAGGCAUCGGCUGCGGCUAUCUCGCACUACACAUCGACGCUGCAGGCGCCAUAGUUAGGUACGCAUGUGCCGAUACUGUCCUGGUAUUCGUGGCGCUACUCUCACCGCCGAACACGACGUUCGGAAACGCAACCCUUGCGGUCUACCUUCUCCUGGUCGCCACGUAUUACCACCAUCAUCAGGCAGCUAUCCUUUUCCGACCCCUGCGGUGGGCUAAUCACGCGGAUGAAUGGGUGAAUGCUCGUCAGGGUCCCACAUACAUAAAGAAGCUCUACACGAACGCCCUUCGAUUCAUGCGCUACCGCAUGCUCUGCCUGACUGGGUACAUUGUAUUCUUCUGCGUGCUGCCUGCAUGCACUGCGAUGUUGCUUGAGGCGAUGCCAGACACCGACGUUGUGGCUGCUUUGCUUCGACUCCCAAACGAUCCAAAUUGUCCAGUAGUCGUCGACGCGGUAAAUCGGCUGGCACUAGCGAACAAGACAGUUUCCUAUCUCAGGAGCGUCUUGGCUAGAUAG
Paraphaeosphaeria sporulosa is the source of this 993-nucleotide messenger RNA. RefSeq lists its product as uncharacterized. Lineage: Eukaryota; Fungi; Ascomycota; Dothideomycetes; Pleosporales; Didymosphaeriaceae. The transcript has a single exon. The record is from RefSeq and is a predicted model, not a curated record. Bases 1 to 993 code for a protein of 330 amino acids.